Macroventuria anomochaeta is the source of this 171-nucleotide messenger RNA. RefSeq lists its product as uncharacterized. The record is from RefSeq and is a predicted model, not a curated record. The transcript has a single exon. The annotation marks the transcript as partial. NCBI's taxonomy places the organism in Eukaryota, Fungi, Ascomycota, Dothideomycetes, Pleosporales, Didymellaceae.
AUAAUUGAUAAUGCCUACAACAAUGACACAGCCAUCAACAAACUCAGCUCUGUGUAUGGCUUCUGUGCCAGCAAUCAACGCCUCCAUUGCGCUUGCCACAUACUCAACCUUGUUGGCCAAACUAUUAUGUUUGGCACUGACUCUGACUCCUAUGAUAAUGCACCUGAGAAC